AUGCCCUCCCCCAUCGCAGAUCGCCGAAAAGCGCGUUCCAAAAACGGGUGUUUGACAUGUCGUAUCCGAAAAGUCAAAUGUGAUGAGCAAAGACCUGUUUGCAAACGCUGUGAGAACAGUCCCAAUAAGUGUGAAUGGCUCGAACCGGGCCAGGCAUUAAGUGCAAGGGGGAAGAGGGUUGAGAGUCCUGCGUAUGGAAGUCCGCGAUUGUUGGCAUCGAGUGAAUCGCCUGCGAGCUUUGACUCUGGAAGUCCUGUUUCGCCGGCGAGUGGCCAUGACUUUCACUUUCCACGGUCGCAUUUAUCAGCGGCGCAUAUAUUGCUUGCGAAUUCACUACAGCUGAGCGAACAGGACAGGGCGGCUUUUGCGUACAUACCUUAUUCGACUAUGGUGGUGAGUUAUGGAAAGCUCUGGCAAUGGAGUAACUUCUCGUAUAUCUAUACGAAUAUCGCGAAUGUGUAUCCCGGCGUGAUGAGGAGUUUCAUCGCAGUCGCGAAUAUGGAGCUACGAGCGAAGGAACUUCUUAUCGCACAAGAGGUGGUCGAUGCGAGUGCCUCGUUGGAGAGGGCGAGUCGCCUUGCAGCUGCGGCGGCGGUGCAUUAUACACAGGCGCUAAAAGACCUGUCAUCGUUGUUGGAUCGUAUCUGUCAGACGCCGGAGCAGGAUUGUGAUAUCGAUGCGCUGUUUACGAUGUGGUUUCUAAUCUUAAGAUACGAGGCUUGUGAUUCGGGGACUACCGGGGCGUCGUUGCUGCAUCUCGAUGGAAUACGGUUGUUUUUGGGGCCGUAUUUGCGGGAUGGUGGACAGGCGACUGGAAAGAAGUUACCAUGCGUUGCGCAAGCGAUGCUGCUGUAUACAUUAUACCUCGAUGCGGACUCGGCAACAGGCAACAUGAACAGCGGACAAUUCUGUCUUGACUUUUUAUCUCGCGACGCUCAUGACUACAUCUCACAUGAACACCUUUUUCUCAGCGUUCGAUCAGCUCUUCCCAAGAUGUGGGGUGAACAAUAUCCUAUAUCAGAACUCCUCGAUGACAUGGAGAAUUAUCGCCCUCUCCGCUUAUAUCACCUCUGUCAAGGAUCUAAACUUGAGCUUCUCAGACUAGCACGGUCAACAACGCACGGUGGAUACGACGAUCUUAAGAAGCUCUGGCGGCAUGUCGAAAACUUCGGUGAUGAAUUCGCCGAUAUCCUCCUCCUCGCCAAAAAGACGCCCAGCUCUGGAGGAAAGCGCCUCAUGUGGACAGUAUACGCCGCAGCCCUUGACUUCCACGCCUUGCAGAUCCUCUGCUCCAGCCUAGACACCUACAACGAAACGCCUUUCAAGCCCGAGCCCUCCCUAUCCUACAUCUUCAGCGUCGCCACAAAGGCUCUCGAAGAAGAUCCCCGUCAAGUCUACCGUUUCAUGUGGUCGCUCUCCGUAGCACUCAGCAAAACGAAUCAGGCUUGGUUAUCUACCCAGCUUGCAAAAGCAAGGAUUUUACUACCGCGGUUUGGAGUUCCAGGGUUGAUACUUGAGCAAUGUGGGGGCCUAAGCGUUAAUAACGAGGGAGCACAGUAA
Fusarium verticillioides 7600 is the source of this 1560-nucleotide messenger RNA. RefSeq lists its product as hypothetical. The record is from RefSeq and is a predicted model, not a curated record. The transcript has 4 exons. Bases 1 to 1560 code for a protein of 519 amino acids. Lineage: Eukaryota; Fungi; Ascomycota; Sordariomycetes; Hypocreales; Nectriaceae. Gene Ontology annotation, molecular function: zinc ion binding; DNA-binding transcription factor activity, RNA polymerase II-specific. Gene Ontology annotation, biological process: regulation of DNA-templated transcription.